AUAUGUGGCAAAGUGUACAAUCACAAAAACUCAUUUUACAGACACAAGGCCUCGCACAAGGGAAGCCAGUUUGUAUGUGGAGUUUGUGGCAUGAAGUUUACACGGGCAGACAGCAAGAAGAGACACCUGGAUCGAAAGCGAUGCCAGUACACCAACAAAAUAUAUACUUGCAGUACAUGCGGCAAAGUGUACAACCACCGAAGUUCUUAUUACAGACACAAGGCCUCGCACAAGGGAAGCCAGUUUGAAUGUGAAGUUUGUGGCUUGAAGUUCACACGGGCAGACAGCAAAAAGCGACACCUGGAUCGAAAGCGAUGCCAGUACACCGACAAAAUUUAUGCUUGUAGUACCUGCGGGAAAGUGUACAGUCACAGAAGUUCAUAUUACAGACACAAGGCCUCGCACAAAAAAAGGCAGUUUGAAUGUGAAGUUUGUGGUAUGAAGUUCACAAGGGCAGACAGCAAAAAGCGACACCUGGAUCGAAAUCGAUGCCAGUACACCAACAAAAUAUACGCUUGCGGUACAUGCGGCAAAGUGUACAACCACCGAAGUUCUUAUUACAGACAAAAUGCCUCGCACAAGGGAAACCAGUUUGAAUGUGGAGUUUGUGGCAUGAAAUUCACCCGGGCAGACAUCAAGAAGCGACACCUAGAACGAAAGCGAUCAUCAUGCCGAUACACAAAUAAAAUAUACGCCUGCAGUACAUGCAGCAAAGUGUACAGUCACAGAAGUUCAUAUUACAGACACAAGGCUUUGCACAAGGGAAGCCACAUCAUGCCGAUACAAAAAAAAAUAUACGCUUCCAGUACAUGCGGCAAAGUGUACAACCACAGAAGCUCCUAUAACAGACACAAUGCCUUGAACACGGGAAGCCGGUUUGAAUGUAGAGUUUGUGGCAUGAAGUUCACACGGGCAAACAGCAAGAAGUGGCCUGGGUCAAAAAUCAAAGUGAGAUUUUUAGUUUAG
Helobdella robusta is the source of this 966-nucleotide messenger RNA. RefSeq lists its product as hypothetical. The record is from RefSeq and is a predicted model, not a curated record. Gene Ontology annotation, biological process: regulation of cytokine production; regulation of immune system process; negative regulation of transcription by RNA polymerase II. The annotation marks the transcript as partial. NCBI's taxonomy places the organism in Eukaryota, Metazoa, Annelida, Clitellata, Rhynchobdellida, Glossiphoniidae. The transcript is spliced from 6 exons.